CAAUUUAAUUGUCAUUGUGAAUCAAAAGGCUGUUGAGACUGGAUGGACAUAUUUAUUUUCUGUUUAUUUUAGUUUAUGUAGAAUUGAGUUCUUUUAUUUAGGGAAUUAAUGCAAAUAUGGUUUAUAAUUUACGCAGUAUUGGAAUGUCUUUGAUAGGAAAUGUUGGUGAUAGUGGCUGCUCCGCUAGACCUGAUGACGGGGGUAUUAGAAACUUGAAGGGUUCUAUAGAUACUGCAAGUACAUCCAGCCUCAACAACCCAACUACAAACCAGUCCUUUCAUCCAGCCAAUCAGGAUGCAGCUUUCAUAUCAUAUCCCUGCCAAAACACCAAUCAGAACCAUGCAUCUGAUACGUAUGUUUCUUUAAUGUCUUCAUUUGAGGAAGAUAGAAGUUCAAAAUACAAAAGACGCAAACAGAUUAAACAAGACAGAAUAAUGGAAUCACACAAUGAAUCGGUGAUAAAUUUGGACUCCAGCCUGGAGGUAACAAUCUUGGAUAUCAGUAACAAUUCAACACCUAGUGAUUCAAACAGUACAAUAAAUUCUAUCACCACAGAGACUGAUAGCAAAUUAGUUUGCACAAUUUUGAACUGUGCUGCUGAGUUUUCAUCUGUAUCAGGUUUAGAGAAUCACAUGGAGCUGUUUAAGCAUUCACCAUGCAACCCGUGCCUGUUGACCAAGGACUGUAGACUGGCUGACAGUCCAUUAUGCUUUAUGUGUCCAGAAUGUGAUCUAGAAUUUUCAACUCGGGACGAGUGUUCCGAGCAUAUUAAUAGAAGGAAGCACCUGACAUUUUUCCCUCCACUUGCAAUAACAGCUUAUAUGUGUCCGCAGUGUCUGCAUCUGUUUGGAAGUUUGGAGGAGUGCUGGACACACAUUGAGAAACAGUCCCACCAUGGAAUAUCCUAUCCUUUUGCAAACGACCAUGCACUAACUACCAAUAAAUUGGGCGGACCUGUAGCUGUGGCCCAGGAACUAGUGCAGGACAUAAUUACCAAGUGCAAUGAUGUUGCCUACAAAGUGCAAUGUUUGGAGUGUGGAAUAUCUAUUGAAACACCUGCCAUUCUCAAACAUCAUGCAAGAGAGACUCAGAAUCAGCAUGUGGUGGCUUCUCUCACAGAGACAAGCUUAGUUGACAUAUUUGCAAAAUACCUUGCCGGUUUUUCUUGUAACACCUGUCAUAGACUGUUUACAGGAGAAUUAAAGGAGAUGGCAAAACAUCAAUGUGCCCGAAGAGUUGUUGGAACCAUUAUUGAAAACAACACCUGCUCUUUUGCCGAAUUUGUCAAACGCUGUGCACUCACUGUGAUAAAGUCUCUUGAGCUGGAAGAGGCAGCUGGCCCCAGUCGAAACCUUCCGCCAAGUCCUGGUUAUAAUGCAAGAAACAUACAACAUGAAGCUGCUGCAGCAGAAACAUCAAGCUACUAUAUGCGACCAAAUGAAGCAAGUUCUAAAAUUGAAAGUUCUGCUGACGUUGAUAGUAAUAAUGAAAAGGGUGCAAAUGGAGUGAAUGAGAGCAGACCCAGAGGACGAAAGGGACCAAGAAAGACUCGUUGGGAUGUUCAAAUAGUUGACAAUAGCAAAGGAACGGGAAAAGAAAAUUGUCUAGGCUCAAAUUUAUCUGAUUGUAAUAGAGAAAAUAAGGAAAAUUUAGAAAUAAAAAAUGCAAAAGGUAAUAAAAUUAAUAAUAAUGAGGAAAGUUAUAUUCUCAUAGAAGAUACUGAUGACGGAAGUGAUGAAACAGAUGUGGAUCUCCCUGCAAAUAGUGGAGCUAAACGGAAAAGAAAGACAAAAAAUGCAAUUACAGCAAAUAAAAAAUGUUCAUCUCCUGAUAGGAAACAAAAUGCAGGUAAAAAAUCAAUCAUGGCAAGUCCAUUUAUUGUCAUGAACUAUAAGCCUCGUUCCCCUCGUCUUCAGGGAAAUAUCCUGACUCAAGGGUAUGCUGUACAGACGUGUGAGACACGCUCAUCACCAAUUGAAUCAUUAGCUGGUAGUAACAAAGAAGCGCUGAAUAAAGAAAAGCCUGUCAGUCCAUCUAGAUAUAAGUUAAGAGCUAGAAGUGCAGACAAAUCUGCUCCCAGUGCUAGUCAAGCCUCAGAUGCUGGGUUUGAAAACAUCGCACAGAGAUUCUUGCAGGAAGAGGUUGCCCAAAGAAGUGCAAGAUCAAGGCACGAAAUGUUUAUAGAUGGCUUAUCAGCUAGUAAGCGGGACCGAUCUUGUAGCCCUGUGAAAAGCAUUGACUUUGGAAAGUACUCGAAUGUCCUCACCCAAGGUCAUGUUGGUCAGCCGUAUCUGAACCCAGUCAAAGCUAUUGAUGAGAUGAAUGGUAUUCAAACAAGACCACCAUGUCCGCCACCAAUGCAUGGACCAACUCGCUAUUUUCUUAGAAAUCGAUGCAGUUUUACAUCGGCUGAUCAUCAGCUGUCCAGCACUUUCCACCGACCCAAUUUUUUCCAUACAGGCCACACAACCCCGGUGCAGUAUCAGUUGCCCCAUCAGAGCAAUCAGUAUUUUCGUCCAGCUGUGACGUCUGUUUCACAGCAAUCUACCUUGAAAUCUUCUACCUAUGAUCCGUCACAAGGUUGCAGCACUGAUUCUACAAGUUCUGCAGGUACCUCGGUACAAGCACAGGUCCCUGCAAGACGUUCAACAGAAUACUUAAUUUCAACUGAACAUUUGUCGGUAAUGAAGAACAUCGUCUUCCUGGAUCUGGACAACUGGCCAUCCUUCUUUCACAAGCUUCCUUUCUGCUUACCUGACUUUACUUUCGUCUGGGGCUUCUACGGCGGUAAGAAUCCAUGGUAUGCACCAAUGAGACUGGAAAUCUUCCGCCAGAUGAAACAAAAGGAGCAGUUUUACUUGAACGAAAGGUGUGGUACAACGAAAGAUGCUGCUGACUUCGCUAUAGUUUUAGCGGUUGGCAAAAUGGAUGAGAAGUUACCAGCAAACAUAGCGUUCACAAUAAUGUCAGGUGAUAAAGGCUUCUGUGAAGUUGAACGGCAGAUGCGGAAUUCGGAGCGUAAGGUGAUGGUAGUGAAUCCACAUUUAGCCGCCCGGUUUUCCAACGAUAUGAUAUAUGCCCUUGUUACAAGCGUCACUGAUACAUAAUUUAUUCACAACGACACAUUUCGAUAUCUUUCUUUAGUUUCUUUUUUCUAUCUUUUCACAGUGUUCAGUUCAUUUAAUUUUUCAAACACUCUUUAUUUAUUUAUUUAUUUUUUUUUUUCAAAACAAAUAUUUUAUUUUUUGUACAUGUAUUAAAACAGUGGACAAUUCAGUAUUCCAAAUUUAUUAUGUAACUGAUUUAGUGCAUAUAAAACUGAUUAUACAAGGGCAAUUGACUGCCAACUAUUUUGUAAUAAAAUUUCCCAAAAUUGAAAAUUCG
Molecule: messenger RNA, 3384 nt
Organism: Ruditapes philippinarum (Manila clam)
Lineage: Eukaryota; Metazoa; Mollusca; Bivalvia; Venerida; Veneridae
Exons: 7
Coding region: 117-3107 (996 amino acids)
Source: RefSeq, a predicted model, not a curated record